Messenger RNA from Notechis scutatus (mainland tiger snake), 1599 nucleotides. The record is from RefSeq and is a predicted model, not a curated record. NCBI's taxonomy places the organism in Eukaryota, Metazoa, Chordata, Lepidosauria, Squamata, Elapidae.
AUGCUACAAAAAGAAGAUGAAGCUGCCCAUCUGUUGGAGCAGAAGCUGAGGAAGAAAUUGAAAGACACUACGUUGGAGGCAAAGCCUAAAAAAUCCAGAGUGAAAAAGCAAGAAAAAUCAAGCUCUGCAGAAGAAGCCAACAACGCUUCAGAUACUACUGUUGUCAGAAACAUUAAAAAGACUAAAAAGGAGAAGCCACGAGAACAGGAUGAGAAAGUCACGUAUGCCAGAUUAAUUAAGGAUCCCAGAAAAGAGAAGGAAACCUCUUCUUCUCAUUCCAGCAUAAGCAAGACACCAAAAAAGAAACAUGAGGAUUCUGAUGAUGAAGAUGAGGAGGAGGAAGAGGAGGAGUGGGAGGAAGAGAAGGAUUCUGAAAGUGAACAGCCACCAAAAAUGCCUAAAAAAAAGCUCCUCAGAGCUACUUCAUUGGACAAAAGUAAAGUGAGGAAGGCCAAAAGUAAAGGAAACAAGCCUGAAGCUGGUAUCAAGGCAGCAACUACAAAGACUCUGAAAAAAGACUCAACCUCCGUCUUCCACGUGAGUGAGGAUAACAAAGGCAAACGUGUCAAAAGCAAAGUGCUAAAAAAUAGCGACACAGAAGAUGAUUCCAGUUCCAAUGCCAAGUCAACCAAAUCGGAGAAAAAGAAGAGCGCAGUAUCAAUGUUCCAAACUGGAGGAGAAGGCCUAAAGAAGAAGAAAGCUAAAAAGAAGGUUCCCGCUAAAGCCAUGGAAAAUGAAAGCGAGGAAGAGGUAGUCCAUAAGAACUCCAACCGGAAAGGGAAAACCAAGAAAUCCAAAAAGAAAGAAGAAAGGCCACCUUCUCCAGUCAUUGAAGAGGACAAUCUUGAGGAAUUUGUGCUGCAGCCGGCUCCUCAGGGAAUGACCAUCAAGUGUCGUCUCACUCGAGACAAAAGAGGGAUGGAUCGUGGUCUCUACCCUACCUAUUACCUUCAUCUUGAUAAUGACAAAAAGAUUUUUUUGUUGGCUGGUCGAAAACGAAAAAAGAGCAAGACAUCUAAUUAUCUGAUUUCCACUGAUCCUACUGACUUGAGCCGAGAUGGGGAGAACUUCAUUGGAAAGCUAAGAUCCAAUUUAAUGGGUACUCGAUUCUCAGUGUUUGACAAUGGUGUAAAUCCAGACAGAGCAAAUGCUGACUGGUCCAAUGUACGCCAGGAGCUUGCAGCUGUUAUUUAUGAGACAAAUGUGUUAGGUUUCAAAGGACCUCGAAAAAUGACAGUGGUCAUUCCUGGAAUGAAUUCUGAUAACGAAAGGGUGCCAAUCCGUCCCCGAAAUGAUAAUGAUGGGUUACUCAUGAGAUGGCAGAAUAAGAUAAUGGACAGCUUAAUUGAGCUGCAUAACAAAGCCCCUGUAUGGAACGAUGAAACUCAGUCUUACGUGCUGAACUUCCAUGGAAGAGUUACACAUGCUUCGGUUAAGAACUUCCAGAUUGUGCAUAAUGAGGACCUUGAAUACAUCAUCUUACAGUUUGGCCGAGUGGCUGAUGAUGUUUUUACCAUGGACUACAAUUACCCACUUUGUGCUGUGCAGGCUUUUGCCAUUGCCCUCUCAAGCUUCGAUGGGAAACUGGCCUGUGAAUAG